AUGCAGACUCUGCAGCGUUGCCAGGGCCUCAGUGCAACGGGCCGCACUGGCGGUCUCGUGCCUGUGGUCGCUCCUGCCCAUAGGGGCUUGUCUCAGCGUGGUCUUCAGGCCGCGGCCGUCGCGAGUGCUGUUACCAACUCUACGACCAAGCUACCAGCUUCGCACCUAGAGAGUAGCAAGAAAGCACUGGAGCAGCUGAAACAGCAGGCCGUCAAUCGCUAUGCAGGUGACAAGAAGAGUAGCAUUAUCGCUAUCGGACUGACCAUCCACAAUGCGCCGGUUGAGCUUCGCGAGAAGCUCGCUGUUCCGGAGGCAGAAUGGCCACGCGCAAUUGAGGAGCUGUGCCAGUUCCCGCACAUCGAGGAAGCAGCCGUCCUGUCGACCUGCAACCGCAUGGAACUUUACGUGGUUGGUCUGUCAUGGCACCGGGGCGUUCGCGAGGUGGAGGAGUGGCUAUCGCGGACUAGCGGAGUCCCGUUGGAGGAGCUCCGUCCCUAUCUGUUCCUGCUGCGGGACCGCGAUGCCACGCAUCACCUGAUGCGAGUAUCCGGCGGCCUGGAUUCAUUGGUUAUGGGCGAGGGUCAGAUUCUAGCGCAGGUCCGCCAAGUCUACAAGGUUGGGCAAAACUGCCCUGGCUUUGGGCGCCACCUAAAUGGUCUCUUUAAGCAGGCGAUCACCGCGGGCAAGCGUGUGCGCGCUGAAACCUCUAUCAGCACGGGCAGCGUCUCGGUCAGCAGUGCCGCCGUUGAGCUGGCGCAGCUCAAGCUCCCGACCCACAACUGGGCUGACGCCAAGGUCUGCAUCAUCGGCGCUGGCAAGAUGUCUACGCUGCUAGUGAAGCAUUUGCAGUCGAAAGGCUGCAAGGAGGUCACGGUCCUGAACCGCAGCUUGCCACGCGCCCAGGCGCUCGAGGAGGAGUUCCCCGAGGUUAAGUUCAACAUCCACCUCAUGAACGAUCUCAUGGCUUGUGUGGAGGCGUCCGAUGUCAUUUUUGCAGCGUCAGGAAGCGAGGAGCUCCUUAUCGUUAAGGACGAUGUUGCCAAGAUGGCCCCCCCCAGCGAAAUUGUUGGCUCCAAGCGCCGCUUCGUCGAUAUUUCCGUCCCACGUAAUAUCGCCCCCCAAAUCAAUGAGCUGGAGCACGCGAUUGUGUACAAUGUGGACGACCUGAAGGAGGUGGUCGCGGCUAACAAGGAGGGUCGCGCGCAGGCGGCUGCGGAGGCGGAGGUUCUGAUCCGGGAGGAGCAGCGCGCCUUUGAGGCCUGGCGCGAUUCCCUGGAGACGGUGCCCACCAUCAAGGCGCUGCGCAGUAAGGCAGAGGCGAUUCGGGCAGCGGAGUUUGAAAAGGCGGUCAGCCGGCUUGGAGACGGUCUGAGCAAGAAGCAGCUCAAGGCGGUUGAGGAGCUCAGCAAGGGCAUUGUCAACAAGCUGCUGCACGGGCCUAUGACGGCGCUGCGUUGUGACGGCACGGAUCCGGAGGCUGUGGGUCAAACCCUCUCGAACAUGGAGGCCCUGGAGCGCAUGUUCCAGCUCUCCCAAGUGGACGUGACGGCCAUGGCGGGCAAGCAGUAAGGGGUGGGAAGUGAAGGCAGAGGAGGAGGAUAGGAAGCAAAGAAGUUCUCUCUAGGGCGGUGUUGGGGAGCAGUAACACGUAGAGGCCUCAUGCUAUCCCUCCAGUUCUGGCCCUGCGGUGCUGCAGCUGUUGCUGAGCUAUGCUUGUGCUGAGUUAUCCGUUUGACUUUGCGGUGAAGGACCAUCUGUUAUUGUAGGCCUUACAAAGAAGCGUUGGCCAGGUGCCGCUGGGUGAACGGUCACCCCGUCCUUGAGGAUGAGAUGCGAUGUCGCAGGUGCUGGUUCGCGUGUGAGCG
Volvox carteri f. nagariensis is the source of this 1865-nucleotide messenger RNA. RefSeq lists its product as uncharacterized. Gene Ontology annotation, biological process: tetrapyrrole biosynthetic process. Lineage: Eukaryota; Viridiplantae; Chlorophyta; Chlorophyceae; Chlamydomonadales; Volvocaceae. The transcript is spliced from 2 exons. Gene Ontology annotation, molecular function: glutamyl-tRNA reductase (NADP+) activity; NADP binding. The coding region runs from base 1 to 1569 and encodes 522 amino acids. The record is from RefSeq and is a predicted model, not a curated record.